AUGACGGAUCCCCGAAAAGAGUAUAUUGUCCAGUGCAUCAUCAGCGUGUUGAACAUUCCACGCAACGAAUUCCGAAGCAACACAACCUCCAAUACUGCUUUGGAAAAGUUUCUGGAUCAUCCAAACGAGAAGAUCCUCCAAGCCAUUGAGAACGAUUCAGGGGACACAUCCAAGCGGACCGUCACGUUCCAGCUUGGCUUCUCCAGCUAUGCAGAGGGACUGCCAGAGAUGCACUUCGUGAAGACCUCUUAUGAGCCCUUGACAGAGGCAAACAUCUCUAGGCUCGUAAUGGUGUCGUCACUCAGAAUGUCUGCUGUCCGCAGCCUGUACUACAAUGUGCAUGAAGUUUACAUGCCACUCUUGGUGGAGACCAAGGAAGGAACGGAUGGGCUUGAAGGCCGUCUGACGGACAGCUUGGUGGAGCUGGAUGCUGGCCUGAAGGCAUCUCUUCGCCGUGGACUCCGAAGUCGGAAUGCUGGCGAGUUUGAUGACAACGAUAUGUCAGGGAUCGUCACGCCAGUGGAUGAGGUUCACUUUUGGGAAGAAUUAAAGAAUGCUACCGGCGUAGGCGAUGCUGCAGUAGACCGCGCCAGCAAAUUCUCAGAUGCGCUUGCGCCCAUUGCGUCCGACUUGGAUGAUUUAACAAAGAAGACGUUUCCCCAAUUGCUUGAACUUGUUGAGACGCUCAUGGACUCACUGGAUUCCUUAUGGCAGUGUGACGUGACGCCUCAAUAUCCAGCAGCGAGGAUGCUUCACUUCUUGAAAGUGAUUGCCGGUGCUCUUGGUAGGUGUGUGCAAUCCAGACUGAACAGUCUGAACGUGUGGACAUCAUCUUUCUCCCAGGUGUCCAAGCACAUCCGAGAAGGGCACAAAGUUUGUGAGCGCUGGAACGAAGUCACCGUGGAUCUGACGGAUGUACAAUGGAGGUCAAGCGACAACAGGUGGGAAGGUGAAGCCUACAAGGAUCCCUUCCUCACGAAUCUUGCUGGUCGUAUCCAAGAGGUUAGUCAACUGCGCGGGCAGCACGACCAAAUCCUGAAGCUCCUCAGCGAGGACGAGCUCAAGGCGAUGCAAAUUGAAAGUUGCUUCGAGCCCUUCUUGAAGUUGUCUGCCUUCAGCUACAACGACUACACCGUGCCAGCCUGGAGAACUGCCCUUGCAGAAUACGAAGCGCGAAUGGCACCGGUGGAAGCUCAAGUUGCAGAACGUCUCCGUGCAGAGCUCUUCACAAAUACCUCCAAUCCGGCCCAAACUGUACGCGUCUUCCAAAGAUACCAAGAUCUUCUGGAACGCCGCAACAUCCGGCAGUCCUUGACCAAUGAACGCGAGAGGCUGCUUACAGAGUUAGACGACUUUCUCGGCCGAGUUCAGGCAGAGCUAGAGACUUUUGAUUCCGGUAACUUGCCAGCUGGUCGUGGCCUUAGUUUGCAUGCACGGAAGAUGGUUUGGGUAGAGCAGCUGCGGAGCAAAGCGGAUCUGGCAGCUCGGCCGCUUGCUGGUUUCCUGAAGGACUUGCACUCGGCAGGCAAGGUUGGCAAUACCUAUAAAAAGGUCCGUGCAGAAUUGAAGGAGUUUCGAAACAGAGCCUACAAAGAUUGGUGCGAUGAAGUGGAGUCGCAACUGAAGGAUCCUGAGGAUCCCAUUGCUCUAGAAAUGAACAGCCGUGUGAUGGACUUUGACACCGCACAGCAGGGAGCAUUGAAAAUCACAUACUCCGAGCGACUGAUAGAGCUUGUGAAGGAGGCACGCAUCUUUGAGCAGUUGGGCUGCAACGUGCCAAACAAAGUCAAGCUGGCAGUGCAGGAUGGUCUGAAGUUCUAUCGCUUUGCCGUGCAGCUAAAGCAAGUCUGCAACUUCUACAACACACUUUCGGCAGAGCUGCUCCCAUCGCAAAAGCUUAUGGUCCUACAGCCAGCUCUUGCCUUUGAGCAGCUCUUCAAUGAGAAGAGCGGAAUGAAGAAAGUCCAGUGGAACAAGUUUGACCAGCUGGAAACUUUCACCCGAAGCGUCAAAGACGGUGCAGAGCGCCUACGAGCAGUCAACCGGCGCCUUCGCAACGGCCACACCCAAGUUUCGCAGGAAGUUGUGCAGUUGGCAAACAUCAGCUUGCUACGUCAGCGCGACCAGUGGAAGCAGAAACUGGCACAGAUUCAGAAGGCCAUCGAUGCCACCAUUGGAGCUUGCGGGUGCCAAAUUCCAGAUGCAAAGCCAUGGAAAGCUCACUGGGAUUUCCAGAUAUUCAAAAUCAUGGAAGUUCAGUACAGGUUCGGCUUGGAAAGUCUCAACGAAAACUUGCCGGAGAUGAAGGCGGAUCUUAUCCUGGCCCAAAAGCAGCUGAAACUCAAGCCACCUUUGGAGGAGUUAAAGUCUUUGUACUUCAAGGAGAUAAAGUCCUUCAUAUCAUUGCCGCUUCAAUUCAAAGGCUUGGAUGGUGCUCCACAUGUGUAUAAGGCAAUGCCCGAUCGCAAUGCAGAGGGCAUCGCAGUCGUUUUCCAGAAGGCAGAUGGGCUGUUCCAGCGAGUGCAGCAGCUCCAGAACUCGUUUUCGCCAUGGCUUGUGGUGGGGUUGAUGCCUGAGCGAGUCCAAGAGCUCGUCGAAGAGCUGACGGACCCGAAGGAUUGGGACCUCAACUUCAGAGCCAUCAAGGCGAAGCGGAAGGAGAUGGACAAGAUUCCAGACACCGUGAAGAUAGAUUGCUUCACAAUCAGCACAGUGGUGCUCAAGUCUGUGAUUGAAGAUCAACUCGAGCGCUUGAGCGAUGCAUUGGUCAUUGCACUGCGGCGCAAGGCAUCUGACGAGGCCAAGAGUGUGAUGCAGUUUUUGGAGCAAGCCUUGGAGAAGCUAAAUGUCCGUCCGGACACGGUGCAAGAACUUGGCAAAGCCCAAGCCGAUGCGGCGAUUUUGAUGGAGGAACAGUCAAGUUGGAAGAAGCAACUCGAUCAGGCUGAGGAGAAGAACAAGCUUCUUAAAACAGUUGGUACAGGCAUUGACAUGAGUGAAGUGCAGAACAAGUGGGAAGAUUUCCUCAUUCGCUUAGAGGCCUUCGAGCAGCUGGCAAAUGACUUGCGCGAAGAGUUACGAGGCAAGAUGGACCAGCGCAUUGCCCAGAUGAACAGCGACAUUGACAAAUUUGCGUCCCGCUGGCAGUCGUUAAAGCCGAAGACGGCAGAUGACUGCUCGAUUGAGGAGGCAAAGAAGAAUGCGCAACAGAUGCAGGAAUGGCAAUCAGAGUGGCAAGCCCUGAGGGAACAAAUGACAGUGUUGCAGGGCGACUGCGCGGACUUCGGGCUGCCCGCGCCUGAACUGCAAAACAUCACAGAUGUGGAGGAGGACUUGAAUCGGCAGCAGGCCAGCUGGAGCCUCUUCGAGGAGUUUACAACACAGUACGAGGAGUUGCUCCUGCAGACUUGGCUUGAAUUGAGACCCCGGCUCUUCAGUCUUCAGGAUUUAGCACACAACUGGCUGGCACGACUCCGAGAAGUUCCCAGGGAUCCUGUGACGCACAUGCUGUCGCAACAGGUGCAGAGGCUCAAUGCCGCGCAUCCGGCCCUGAAGGCGAUGACGGGCGAGCCUUUCGAGAAGGAUCAUUGGAAGAUUCUCUUUGGGCUUUUGAAACUGCCUGCCGACACCAAGCUAGAGGCUCUCACUUUUCGUGUCCUGGCCGAAAGGCUGGACAUCAUCGUGGAGAAGGUGGACGAGCUCAAGGAGUUAACCGCUCGUGCCAUAGGAGAAGUCACAAUCCGAGAUGCCGUCAUGGAGGUGUCCGCUUGGUUCGAACAGGCCGAAUUCAAUUUCAUGGAUCACGCAGUCAGGGGAGGAUUCGUGCCCCUGAUAAAGGAUUGGAAAGACUUGAUGUCAGAAGUGUCGGAAAAACAAAACCUCUGCGGCUCUUUGAAGGACUCGAGAUUUUUUGGGCCCUUCAAAGAUCAAGUCGACAAGUUUGAGGAGAAGCUAACCCUGCUGGACGAGCUGCUGCUCUGCAUGAACAAAGUCCAGCGAAAGUGGGUCUACUUGGAGCCAAUUUUCGGUCGAGGCUCCUUGCCUCGGGAGAAGGAGCGCUUCGACAAAGUGAAUGGCCAGUAUCGGCAGAUCAUGAAAAAUGUGGGUGCCGCCAAGAAAGUGAACUAUCUCUGCACGGUCCGAGGCUUGAAGGAGCAGUUCGUGACACUUUCUGACCAGCUGGAGCGGUGCCAGAAGGCUUUAAACAGCUUCCUGGAAGAAAAGCGUUCAGCUUUCCCGCGCCUCUACUUUAUUGGAGAUGAAGACUUGCUCGAGAUCCUCGGUCAAUCCAGCAACCCUGAAGUUAUCCAAGCCCAUCUGAAGAAGCUCUUCGCUGGCAUCGCAACAGUGGACUUUGAUCCAAACAUAACGCGCAUCGUUGCCAUGAACAGCUCUCUGAAGGAAAAUGUGCCACUUGGGAAUGCAGUUGUUGUCCGAGAGGGUGAGGAUCCUUUACCGGUUGAAGAGUGGUUGUCCAACCUCUCCAACGAGAUGUUUUCCACGCUUGCAGUGCAGCUGCAGGGUUGCUAUGCCCAGUCCGAAAUGGACAUGCAGCAGUUCGAAAAGUACCCGUCGCAAUUGCUUUGCCUGAGUGCCAACAUCCAUUUCACCCACAACAUUGAAAGGUACAUGAGCAACGGGCAACUGCUCCAACUCAAGGGGGACUUGCAAAGCCAGCUGACCUCCAUGACAUCGCUUUCUCUGGACGGGGCCUUGCCUCAGGCGAAAUUGAAAGCCCUGAUCUUGGAUCUGAUCCACAACAUCUCCGUCCUAGAGGAUUUGCUGGUGCACAAAGUACAGAAGGUGUCCGAGUGGAGCUGGUACAGACAACUUCGCUACUACCUGAAGCAAGGAGCUGGCCCGGAACACAAGCCCUGCAGUGUUCGCAUGCUGGAGUGUGAGCAGAGCUACUCCUUUGAAUACCAGGGGAACGCCCCGAAGCUUGUGCACACACCACUCACGGACAAAUGCUACUUGACGUUGAUGCAUGGCCUGCAUCUUGGAUACGGAGGAAAUCCAUACGGCCCUGCUGGAACUGGCAAGACAGAGUCAGUGAAGGCCCUCGGCUCUUGUUUGGGGCGACAGGUCCUAGUGUUCAACUGCGAUGAGGGAAUCGACUUUCAAGCUAUGGGCCGAAUCUUCGUUGGCUUGGUCCGCUGUGGCGCAUGGGGCUGCUUCGAUGAAUUCAACCGCUUGCUGGAGGAGCAGAUGUCGGCCAUCUCGCAGUCAGUGCAGUUGAUCCAGGCAGCCAUCAAGAACAGUCACAGCACCGUUCACUUGCUCAAUCGCGACGUGCCCGUGAAUCACAACGCUGGGAUUUUCAUCACGUUGAAUCCCGCGACAAAAGGCUAUGGCGGCCGACAGAAGCUGCCAGACAACCUCAAGCAGCUCUUUCGCCCUGUGGCCAUGAGCGUGCCCGACAACGAGCUUAUCGCAGAGGUCAUGAUGUUUGCGGAAGGGUUCAUGAGCGCAAAGGUUCUGGCACAGAAGAUUGUUGCUUUGUUCCUUCUGUCACGGCAAUUACUGUCGUCACAGCAGCAUUACGACUGGGGCCUUCGAGCCCUGAAGCCGAUCCUGACUCUGGCUGGCCGACUCCUACAAGAGACGAAGGCUGAGCAAGCAGAGCCGCUUCGAGAAGAUGAGGAAUCUGUGAUUUUGUUGAAGGCAGUCAGGAUGAAUACGCUCUCAAAGCUGACUUUCGCAGAUUCAAAGCGAUUUCAGGAUUUGUGUGUGGACUUGUUUCCUGGAAUUAAUGUGAAAGACAUCGAGUAUAAAGAGCUCGAGGCAGUGAUUCGCGAAACGAUGCGUGAGAUGAGGCUUGCAGAAAUCGACUCGCAGAUCUACAAGAUGCUGCAGUUUCAUGAAGCAUGUCAACAGCGUAUGGGUGUGGGCAUUGUUGGGCCUUCAGGCUGUGGCAAAAGCACAAUUUGGAAGGUACUUGAGGCCGCCUACAAGAAACAAGGAAAGAAGUAUGUCGUGCAUGUGAUGAAUCCUAAGUCAAUGCACAGGAUUCGCUUACUUGGCCACAUGGACCACGACACACGUGAAUGGUUUGAUGGCGUCCUCACCGCCAGUGCAAGGAAAGUCAUCAAAGAGCCAUCGACAACCCACAAUUGGAUCGUGUGCGACGGCGACAUCGAUCCUGAAUGGAUAGAAUCGCUGAACAGCGUUUUGGAUGACAACAAGCUUCUGACAAUGCCCAACGGAGAGCGCAUCCAGUUCGGAUCGAAUGUGAAUUUCGUUUUCGAAACUGAUCAUUUGCGGUUUGCAUCUCCUGCCACGAUCAGCCGCUUGACGAUGAUCUUCCUUUCUGAAGAAGAUGUUGAUGUCAAACCUCUCGUAACUUCUUGGAUCCUGAAGCAGCCAGAAGAGCAGCAGGGCCAGCUUGAGAGUUGGUUCGACGAGCUCUUCUACAGGGCUUUGGACUGGCUCUACAAGGGUUCCCGUGAGAUGGCGAUUGAAACAACUCGGAUGGGCAUGGUCAGCAAUGUUCUCGGUCAUCUCAGCAAGGCCGAGGGCGAGGCUGCUGUGACCGUGCACGAUGAAAGCCCAGGGAUUUCGAAGCAGAGCUUUUUGCUCGCGAUAUGUCGUGGACUGGGAGGCAACCUGUCAGAAGAUGAUCGUGCUGCACUGACACGUGAGGCUUUCAAAUGGUCGAACGAGAACAUUCCUGAUCCAAGCCAGCCACUUCACUGCCAGGUUGUCGAGUCCUUGAUCGUUGGUUACCAGGUUUCUGCAGGCACCGAAAUUUCUCUCGAGGACGUUAAGCGGGCUGCAGUGUUGCCUCCAUUGGUUCCAACUGCCACCGUGUUGCGCAACAUGGAUCUCUUCUCGACGUGGCUAGCUCAGGAACAGCCUUUCCUUGUCAGUGGUCCAGAGGGUGCUGGCAAGAACUUGCUGAUCCGUCAUGCCAUUCACCGUCUGCAGAACGAGUCGGAUGCUGCUUUGAAUGUCGCAGUUUUAAACUGCAAUGCACAAACAUCUUCCAAAGAUGUACUGCAGAAGUUGCGUCAGUUCUGCGCGAUCUCCACCGGCACUACGGGUCGGAUCUACAGGCCACGGGAAGGCCGGCGCCUGGUAUUGUAUUUGAAGGAUAUUAACUUGCCCACGCCGGAUAAGUACGACACUUCUGAAAUCAUCAUGUUCUUGCAGCAGGCGGUGAUGCACAAAGGCUUUUAUGAUGACGACUUGGAGUUUGUGCUGCUGGAGCAUAUUCAGAUAGUGGCUUCUAUUGCGCCAGCCAGCACACUCGGUCGUCACCGUCUAGCGACGCGCUUCACAGCAAAUGUCAGAGUUUGCUCAAUUUCAUACCCGAGCUCAGAGGAGCUGGUCGAGGUCUACACGCACUUUCUGCGUGCAACUUUCACAUCACCGGACUGGCAGAAUGUGUCCGAUCGAAGCCAUGGCUUGUGCGAAAAGCUGGCAGAGGCAAUGGUUGACAUUUACGCCAGCAUGAAAGCCAAGUUUACCAUGGAUGAUCACGAGCACUAUUUGUUCAACCCCAGAGACCUGACACAAUGGGUGCUUCAGCUGCUGAGGUACGAAGUGAUGUCCGUCGAGAGUCUUGUAGAGGCCUGGGCGUAUGAAGCCACCCGAAUCUUCCGUGACAGGCUCGUGGGCGAUGAAGCCAAAUCACAUUUUGAUGCGUUGCUCAGAAAUGCACUGAUACAGUAUGUCGGUGUGGACGUGGAGGUGGACAAGCUGAUGUUCACGGCGAUGCUCACUCUGAACGACGAAGGAGUGCCCAGUGGUGACAUGAAGAAGGUCUCGCCUGAAGACUACACGAAGAUGGUCAAAGACGGCUUGAAGUCCUACCAGCGCGAGGUUAAGGAUUUGGAAAUUGAACUCGUGCCAGAAGUUCUUGAGCAACUCAGUUGGAUGGAUCGUGCACUUGCCGCACCCGUUGCGAAUGAUCUCUUGGUCGUGGGACGGUCCGGGGGUGGCAAGCGCUCGGUGAUCUCCCUGUUGGCCCACAUGCAUCGCUUGGCAUUGUUCAGCCCUGCGCCUGCACGGCGUUAUGGUGACAAGGAGUGGAAGCGGGACCUUAAGGCAGUGAUGCAGAUGACGGGCGUGGAGAAGCAGCACACCAUUCUGUUCUUGGAAGACCAUCACUUGCUAAAAUCCGAGUUCCUGGAAUCAAUCAACUCUUUGCUUAGUGCAGGUGAUGUUCCCGGUAUUUGGACACCCGAGGAGCUGGAACCAUUGUUAGCACCCCUGAAGGAGGAAUGGGCUGCAUCACAGGGCAGGGGAGGUGGCGCAAGGACACCAUUCGAGUAUUUCUGCAACCAAGUGCAACAGCGCCUCCAUAUCGUGCUCUCCAUGGAUCCGAAUCACCCCCACUUCUUGCCGUAUUGCGCCGCAAAUCCGGCAUUGUUCUCAUGCACGACGGUUCUUUGGUUGGAUGAAUGGUCUGAGCAGAGCAAGACGAUCAUCGCACAAAGAAUUCUGGGCGAGAUGUUGUCUCAGAAAAACCUGGGAUCCCUGUUGCAGGACAUCCAUGCCUCUCAAGCUAAGGCUUCUCCCAGGCACUACAUCACGCUUCUUCAGACUUGCCAUGCCAUGUACUCGAAGAAGAUUUCCACUGCAUCUGGGCAGUCAUCACACCUUCAGAAGGGCUUGUCCAAGCUCCAGGAGGUAAGCCAGACUGUCGAGAGGUUGCAGGAGGACGCCAUUGCGAAGCAGAAGGUUUUGGAGGAGAAGAAGGUGUUGGCUGCCGAAGCUCUGCAGCGCAUCACUGCAGCCAUGCAGCAGUCAGCAGAUCGCCGGCAGGAGGUUGAACGCUUGGAGGGGCAAACGCAGCUUGAACAGGAGAAGAACAGUGCGGAUAAAGCAUCCAUUGAAAAAGAGCUCUCCGAAAUUCAACCCAUCCUCGAUGCAGCAAAGAAGGCCGUCGGCAGCAUCAAGCCGGAACAUCUCAACGAGAUCCGGGCUCUGAAAAUGCCUCCAGAUCCCAUCCAUGAUGUGCUCAACGGGGUGCUUCGCUUGAUGGGGAACUAUGACAACUCGUGGGCUUCGAUGAAGAAGUUCUUGGCCGGUACUGGUGCCAUCCAGCGUAUCAUCAACUUUGAUCCCCGCCAAAUCGAUGAGAAGACGCGUUCGGACGUGGAGAAGCUGCUGCGGGAGAAAAGCAACUCGUUUGAUCAUGCAACGAUUUACCGCGUCUCCGUGGCUGCGGCUCCCUUGGCCAAGUGGGUUGUGGCUUGCGUCCGAUAUAGCACCGUCCUGGUAAAGGUUGCGCCCAUGGAGAAAGCCCGUGAUGAUGCAGAAGAAUCUUUGCGGGCUGCACAUAACAAAUUGGCGAUUUACAAGGAGGAGCUGGUCCAAAUCGACGAAGAUGUCCAACGCCUUCAAGAAGAGUUUGCAGCACGCACCCGUGAAGCCGAAGCCCUUCGUGUUGACUUGGAACGCGCAACUUCCACACUUGAGAAAGCAGAUCACCUGAUGAGCAAGAUGUCUGGGGAGAAGGAUCGUUGGGAGUCCCAGGUGGCCGAAAUCCAGCGAGAUGCUGCUCUACUUUCAACUCAUACGUGCCUGUCAGCAGCCUACUGUACCUACCUGGGGCACUUCUCCGAGGAUGUCAGACAACAGGCGAACUUCCUGUGGACCGAGUCGCGCGGAAUCACAACCUUCGAUUUCUUGCGGAUGAUGUCGUCCGAGAGUGAGCUUCUGACUUGGAAGGCGCAGGGGCUGUCCGCAGACCGUCUCUCACAAGAGAAUGCUGUCAUGAUCAACUCUGGCAUACUCGUUCCUUUCAUCGUCGAUCCCAACAGCCAGGCUCUCGAAUGGCUAAGGCAGACCAAUCCACACGCAGAGAGCGUGUUGCAGCAAGACCCGAAGUUGGUCUCCCAGCUUGAACUGGCAGUGCGAUUUGGAAAGGUUCUUAUCAUUCAAGAAGUUGAUGGAAUUGAUAACUACCUGGUGCCGCUACUUAGACGAGACAUGAUCCGGCAAGGGCCCAGGCAGGCUGUGCAAAUCAGUGACAAGAUGUGCGACUUUGACGAGAACUUCCGGCUCUUCCUGUGCACGAGGAAUUCAAGCGCGAUCGAGAUGCUGCCCCCCAACACGGCCUGCCUUGUGACGCGCGUGAACUUCACUGUGACACGUGCUGGACUGGAAGGCCAGUUGUUGGGCGUGACCUUGCAGCACGAAAAGCCCGAGCUUGAACACCGCAAGUCAGAACUCUUACAGAAAGAAGAAGCUUUGAAGGUAGAGCUGUCCGGUCUUGAGAAGACGCUACUAGAGCAACUCGCCGACUCCAGCGGCAACAUUCUUGAGAACGAGCCACUUAUUCAGUCUCUCGAGCAGACGAAGGCUGCUGCAAUUACAAUCUCAGAGUCAUUGACGGAGUCAUCCCGCCUGCAAAUGGACCUUGAUCAGCAGCGUGAGGUGUAUCGUCCGCUUGCCACAUUGGGCUCUCGAAUCUUCAUUCUCGUCAAGGAGCUUUCUGUCAUCGACCACAUGUAUCGAUUCUCUUUGGAAGCCUUCAUGGCUCUAUUCAACAAAGUGCUUAACCUGCAGUUGGGUUCUGAGACCACGGACGACAAGCUGAGGCAGCUGGGAAACCAGUUGAAGAUCGUUGUGCUGUUCUACAUUUCACGCUCACUGUUCAAGGCCGACAGGCUGACGUUUGGCAUUCACAUGGUCAGGGGCAUAAUGCCUGAGAAGUUCGAGGCGAACGAAUGGGAGCUCUUUCAAGGAGUAUACAUUCCAGCCAACCAGCCGCCAGCACCAGCUCCUGGCUGGUGUCCUCAGGACAGAGCGCAGGCACUCCAGACUCUGCGUGCGACUUUCCCAAAGAUCGACGAGCACUGGCAGCUGAACAAAGAUGCGUUGUGGGCUCCUUGGGUGAAGGGCCCCGUCUGCGGCGGAGCUGCAGUCCAAGAAGCUGGUGUUGCACAAGCACAAAAGAAGCGACAAGAAGGUUACACAGAAUUCUCAGCUUCUGUGUUCUGUGUUGCACCUCCGAGCUUCUCAAUGUAA
Molecule: messenger RNA, 10980 nt
Organism: Symbiodinium sp. CCMP2456
Lineage: Eukaryota; Dinophyceae; Suessiales; Symbiodiniaceae
Source: the annotation of a GenBank genome assembly